Messenger RNA from Racocetra persica, 581 nucleotides. The record is from the annotation of a GenBank genome assembly. NCBI's taxonomy places the organism in Eukaryota, Fungi, Glomeromycota, Glomeromycetes, Diversisporales, Gigasporaceae.
UGGACCGAAAAAUUACUGAUUUGGAAAGCGGGCAAGAAAACCCUCUAACAAAGAAAAGAGAUGAGUUGCUGGCUAAAUAUAACAAUAGCACAGAAGCCCAGGCUAUUUUCGGACAUAGUGUUUUGGAUUCGGAGGCUCGAGAUAAAAAUGAUACAGAUGCUUCCUUUCAUAAUAAACAAGCCGAAGAGGCUAUCAAGCAUUUACAAAAAGCCGAUCAAAGCCGAGAGGAAGUGGUGAAGGGUUUCCAAGACGCCAAAGACGAAAAUGAAUUAACAACGGCUUAUAACCAAGCCAAAAAUAGCAAAUUAUAUCAACAGGGUGGCAAAAGCAAAGCCAUUAUUGAUAAUCUGAACCAGAGAAAACUAGUCUGUUUCCAAAUUGCCAAGGACACCAGCAUUUCCAAUGAAAACAAAAUAUUUCUCCAAGCAGCACUUAUCAAACUAAUUCCGGAAACGAUUAAAAAUGAUACUGACGAAACCAAAUUGACUGAAUUAGAAACUAAAUUACAAGCCUUCCAAACCGCACGAGAGAAUGAAGAAAAAGGCAAAGCCUAUCAGAAGUAUAAAAGCACGAUUGACGCA